Messenger RNA from Patiria miniata (bat star), 3431 nucleotides. It is a transcript of the gene dcst2, whose product is annotated as DC-STAMP domain-containing protein 2-like. The transcript is spliced from 15 exons. NCBI's taxonomy places the organism in Eukaryota, Metazoa, Echinodermata, Asteroidea, Valvatida, Asterinidae. The coding region runs from base 240 to 3056 and encodes 938 amino acids. The record is from RefSeq and is a predicted model, not a curated record. Gene Ontology annotation, cellular component: membrane.
UCUGUGAUGUGGACGAUGAUCGAACUAAACGCGUUCAUCAAAUUUAAAUCGACAUUGCACGUUUGCUCCAAAAAAAGAUCACUUGCAUGACUUGCGCCAAGCUAUCACAGUAUUGAUCAGCAGUGUCGCGUACUUCAUUCAAUUUCGCAGUUGGCCAACAGAUAAAGCUGUCGUUUGUUUCCGCAGCGUUUCGCACAAUUUCUGAUUGUUUUCUGUCAGACCGAAAAAUAGUUACUAAGAUGGCGAUGAUCGCUGGCAGAGUGGCGGGCAAAAUGGCGGCCAAACAGGCCGGCAAGCAAGUGGCCAAGAAACAGAUGAAAAAGCAAGUGAAGAAAAAGGUUCAGAAGAAAGUCCAACAAAAAGUAGAGGACAAAGCGCAGGAGAAACUACAGGAGAGGAUGCAGGAAUCCAUGGACAAGCGGAGGGAAAAGAAGGCCGGAAAGAAAAAGAAAAAGAAAAAAAAGAAAAAGCCGAGGUUUAUGGGACCAGUUAAGAUGGACAUUAGAGACGAGCUUGGAAUUGGCGACAUGGAUAUUGACAUGGAUGACAUGAAAGGUAUGAUGAUGGACCAAAUGAAAGGACCCAAGUUAGGCCCCGGACUCUUCAAAUCUGGUGGACAGGGGUCUGAUGAUGACCUUGGAGACGAUCGUGAACCGAGGAAGGGUGUGCGGUUCUCGAUCUUUGCUCUGUGCCGCUGCGUCGGGAAGUUCUAUCGCUAUCUGGGCCGAUACCUCCCCUGCUGCCGGACUGGGACAUUCGCCAACCAGAUCACAAAGAAUGUGGCAGGAUUCUUUUGCGGUCUGCUGUUCCUUGCGAUAUUCUACCCUAUCUUCAUCUUGGCGCUCAGGCAAGAACCCAAGCACGCCGCUCUCAGCGUCUCUUUAAUCGGUCCAGUCGUCUGCUUCGGCAUGGCGUUCUCCCCCAGGAUUCGCUGCGUCAUGCUGCUCAUGAUCCCGGGACUUUUCUCAGGUGCAAGAAAAAAUCCAUUUUUUAAAAUUCUAUAUAUAGAGGGGAAGGGCAGGACAAUCCUAAUGGCCUACGGAUUCCUCUUGGUGCUAAGCGGUCCCGUGGAGAACCUGAGCUACAACAUGGAUAUGGCCGGCCAGAGUCAGGUCUGCGGCAGCGAGCUAGCCAUGAACCAGACCUACAAGCUGUUCCAAGUAGUCACAGCACCAAUGGCGUCUUUUACAGGUGAAGUCACAUCACUGAUUGACAAGCUCCGUAGCAUAGGGCGUCGAAUCAAGGAAGGCUUCCGGGCCAUCAAAGAUGCCAUCAAAGCUUUAGGGAAUGCCACUGCGGAGUUUUUCGACUGGGUGGGGUCAAUGGUGGAUAAGUGCAACGAGAAGCUGGGGAUACCAGAGAGAAGGUGCCGGCUGGCCUUUGAUCAUGCUGCCUUCAUUUGCCGCAGGGACGCCUGGAUCUUUCAAUUCGUAUGCGGCAUCAUUGAUCUGGUCUCUAAUGUGUGUUACAUAGCUGGCCUUUUGAAAAUCCUGUGCCUGUUUCCAAGACUCAUCAAGUUCAUAGCUUCAAAAGCAUCUGAUGCGAUCGACAAGGCCCUGGAAAAAGUGAAAGAACAGUUCUACGUGGAUUUUGAGUUCACCCACGAGAUGAGAGUAGACUACAACUUCUCCCAGUCGGCCCGACAAAUCAGGGAAAACAUCCUUGGAGAGAUGGAGGAACGGACCGAUACGUUUGUCACGGUGGUCACCUGGCUCAACCGUCUCGUGUCCUUCGCUUUCAUCUUGCUCCUCCUCAAAGCUUGCAAGUAUUACCAUAACUAUCGAGUGAAGGACAAACAUGACAACUGGUACGUCACUGACUACAUGCAGAUGAUUGACGAGAAACAGGAGGCCUUGGGCAGAGAGACACUCCUACCUCUCAAGAGGAAAGAGCGCAGGAAAUACAUCACCACAACUUCUGUAUACCUAGCCAGACCGGAGAAGCGGCGGAUUGUCCUGGGUUUUGUGAUGUGGAGCACCCAAGUUUGUUAUGCAGUGGUGCUUAUGGUAGCUGACUGCAUGGCCUACUGGUUUCUGGACUUGGUGCGAAUGCACAGCGAACUCAACGUACAUAUCAAUUCUCCAGGUUCCGUGACGUUGGACGUGCAGGGAGAAGGAAUUCUGGCCGAAAUCUACCGCUCUCUAGUCCAGUCAUUUGAUCCACGCCACAUCAGUAACUUUGAGGUAGACACAAGCAAGUGCCUGCCCCGUCCGUCCCUGCCCGACACUGCAACCUACAGAGUAAUAGGUAUUAUCUUUGGCAUCGCUUUUCUCCUCAUAAUAUUUGAGGCCUACGGUCUUCGUCUGCGUCGCCUGAUCAUGAGUAAGCACUACCCAGAGAGGGAGCGGGUGCGCACCGUCUGGCUCUACAAUCAGAUCCUGCGACGGCGCGGCGGCUUCAGGAAAUUCCUUAAGAGGAACAAGAAAACGGAGGACGCGGCCGAGGGCACAAAGGGUGACGGUCUUAUCAGCCACCUUGCGUCAAGGUCAAAGAUCAUGGCCAGAAUUCUAAAAAUAUGUGGAUUUAAAUGGAAGUUCUGCGUAAACUGCGGUAUACCAGGAAAAGCUAAGGACACAGAGGGAUUCAUGGAUUGUGCCAAUGCAGGGUGCCGAGCCAUUUACUGCCUGGAAUGCGUCCACGACGUCCACAACAUGUGUCAAAUUUGCAGCCGACCCGUGGACUAUGACAUGGACUUCACCGUGGUUGAUUUUGAAAGAGGGUCAAGUGAUGAAGAAACGAAGGACCAACGGAGGAGCAAGGAUGUUGAGGACGGAACUCUUGAUGAGGAGACAGAUGAGGACAAGGAUUUGGACUACAGCUACCAGUUCAGACUCCCGGGCCUUCGUAAGGAAAGUGACCAUGACGAUGAGGAUGAUACCACUGCAGAAGAUGAUUAUGACGAUGACGAUGACAAUGACGAAGAAGGUUCUGAAGACGAAGACGAUUCUGACGAGGAUUACAAGAAAGAUGGAGCACCACACGUGAACAUCCCUUCGACUUUACCUCCCUACCGAUUACCAAUGCCGUUGAAACCCACUGGUGCUCGUAGAUUUUGAUGGACUCGGUACACAUGGCUCAUCGGCCAAAACCCCAAAAAUUUAAAGGGGUCUGGAUGUUGAUGGAGUCCGGUAAGGCUGGGACUGUUUAAGUAACUUGAUGCAGCUAUGCUUUGACUCCGGGUGCGUGAUAAAGCAGCUCUGUGACCACAACUUGCCUGCUUUGUCUGUUGACCCAGUUUGAAUAGUCCCAGUGCUCGCUUGACAUGUGAUCUGACUGCUGGAUACUAGCGUUUGUUAAGGUAUAGCAGGGGAAGGGGACUGUCUGUGACUGUUUAAAUAGCAGAAGGAUUAAUGGAUAAGUCAAUUGGUCUUGGCUGCCCUUCAGUGGCACACCCAGGAUUUGGCUGGGGGAGGGGCCCCCACAAUUAUUUU